Molecule: messenger RNA, 1440 nt
Organism: Humulus lupulus (European hop)
Lineage: Eukaryota; Viridiplantae; Streptophyta; Magnoliopsida; Rosales; Cannabaceae
Product: F-box protein PP2-B10-like
Exons: 3
Coding region: 121-1128 (335 amino acids)
Molecular function (GO): protein binding
Source: RefSeq, a predicted model, not a curated record
CUAAGCUUUCCUUUCUCCUCAUCUCUCGAAACUCUCCUAUAUAAAGCUCUAUCAAUCUUGUCACAAAUUAACAACGGCAGAAUACGAAUAUACAGUCGCAAACUCACGAAUAAAGCAUUUAUGGGAACUGUAAUGGGGAUCGAAAUGGAAGGAGAAACGGGAAAGGUCGGUUGCGACGACGGCGGUAGCGACGGUGAGGCGGUGGAUUACUUUUACAUGUUGCCGGAAGGUUGCAUAGCGCAUAUUGUGUCGUUGACCAGUCCACAAGAUGCUUGCCGGUUGUGUUUGGUGUCGUCCAUUUUCAAAUCGGCAGCCGAAUCCGACGCCGUUUGGGAGAGGUUCCUCCCGCCGGGGUACAAUUCCUUCAUCUCUCGCUCUUCCUCCUCCUCCGUCGAUUCUUCUGAUUAUCGUCGUUUGUCGAAGAAGGACCUCUAUUUCUCUCUCUGCGAUUCGCCUGUCCUCUUUGACGAGGGUAGAAAGAGCUUCUCAUUGGACAAAAUGAGUGGAAAAAAAUGCUACAUGCUAUCAGCAAGGGCACUCUCUAUUGUUUGGGGUGACACUCCAAGGUAUUGGGCAUGGAUUCCUACCCCAGAGACCAGAUUUGGAGAUGUGGCCGAGCUUAUUAGCGUCUGCUGGUUCGAAAUCCGGGGCAAGAUUGACAUUCGAAUGCUGUCUCCGUCUACAUUGUACACUGCAAAUUUCGUGUUCAAGCCCACUGUGGGUGCUUAUGGAUUUGAACUUCAAACACUAGAUGCAAUAGUUGGACUUGUUGGAGGGCAGAAAUCUACGCGCUCGGUGUAUUUAAAUGAUGUAGCAGAGCAAGGGAGUCGUAGGAGUCAGAUUGUGCCGCGGCGUAUGGGGCUGUUAUUUCGAAACCGCAGAAACAUGGAGACAGAAAUAUCGACACCCAGAUCAGAUAGGAACAGGAAUAGGGAUAUAUAUAGUAAUAAUGAGCAUAACCGUCCAAAAGAGAGAGGAGAUGGGUGGAUGGAAGUGGAGCUUGGUGAGUUUUUCUACGAUGGAGGACAAGAAGGGGAGUUGGAAAUUAAUGUUUUGGAAGUGAAAGGUGGUAAUUGGAAAGGUGGUCUCAUUGUUCAAGGGAUCGAAAUCAGGCCAAAAAAGAUCUAGCUUAAGCUAGUACUUGAAAUAUAUGUCCAUUCUUAUGUACAUAUGUUCUGACAGGUUAUGCUGAAGUUGUAUAACCAAACUCAUGUGUUCUGCAAUAUUACCAAGACCAUUUCUAAGUUGACCAUAGAAAAAAGUCUAUGGUGUUUUGGUCUUCUGAAAUGUAAUAUUGUUCUUUGUGAUGUUAUUUUUCUUUAAUUACUUCCCAUCUUUUGUAAUACUCUAUCCAUUUUCUAAAUGCAACUAUUUUUCCUCAAGAAAUAUGGAGUCAGGUUUACAAUUAAAUUUAGAAAUACAGUGAUCUUUAGUGUAAAA